AGAAAUAUUUGAAAAUACUUUUGAAGAAGGGGAGAAAAGGAAUAUUUUUCUCAGGAUGCGGCUUUAUUUUGCCUGCAGCAUGUUCCUCAUCUGGACUCUAGCCACACUUGCUCCUGUUAUUGCGCAGGAUGGCGGGCACUGCGUGUGGUAUGGUCAGUGUGGGCAGAACCCCGCGACAUCCCUGCCCUCCAACUGCCCCUACUCGGGCCCCCCCAAGCCCCUGCCCCCCGAGAUGACCCCCGUCCUGGCCGCCGUCUGUCCUGAGCUCGUCCACGAAAUUGGAGUUCAUAACGGGAGCGUAUCGACAUGCUGCUCUAGGGAGCAGGUGCUGUCCCUGCAGACGCAGACUGCAGCGGGCGUGGCUCUCCUGCAGCGCUGUCCUGCCUGCCUCAGGAACUUUAAGCUCGCCUACUGCUACCUCACUUGUGCCCCUGACCACAGCAACUACAUGAGUGUUGGUACCACCGCCACCGCCCCCGACACUAACAAGACCGUUAUCACCGAACUUGACUUCUCGAUGUCCGAGUCCUUCGCUGAUGGCGUGUUCGACUCCUGUAAGGACGUGUCCAUGCCGUCCACCAACGAGAAGGUCAUGUCCAUCAUGUGUGGUCCAUGGGGGUCAUAUUACUGCACCCCACAAAGAUGGUUCGAGUUCAUGGGGUCCACAAGUAACGGCGUCGCCCCCUUCACCAUCAAGUAUAAUUUCGUUAAUGGGACCCAAGACAACAGCUUCUCCAGGCCCAUCGUGCCGUGUGACCAGAAGCCUUCCAACGGGUCUCGGGAGUGCAGCUGCAUGGACUGCCAGAGGGCGUGUCCUGUGCCCCCAGAACCUCCCUCUGAGGGCUUCAGUCUCCUGCAGAGGGAGAUCAUCUACGGCGCCCUCGGUCUGUCCGUCGUCCUCGUCUGGUCCAUUGUCCUCCUCUGCAACAUCUUCGAGAAAGUUCCGUCAGGCGAGCUGUACGUGCACUGUAGGUGUCCAGGCAGACUCGGCCACAGGAUAUCAGACGGCAUCCGCCUGUUCUUUGUCAAGUGGGGAACCGGUGUAGGCCGUCACCCCUGGAAGGUGAUAGCAGCCAGCGUGCUGGUAGCCCUGGGUCUGUCAUGUGGAGUACGGCAGUUGGUCGUGACAACAGACCCCGUGGAGCUGUGGGCUGCUCCAACCUCCAGGUCACGCUUGGAGAAACAAUAUUUCGAUGAACACUUCGAACCUUUCUACAGAACUGAGAUGAUUAUCAUCCGUCCCGUGGGACUAGACCCAGUUGAGCAGCUAACACCUGACGGAGUGAAGGUCUGGGGCCCGGUGUUCAACAAGGAGUUCCUGAAGGCGGUCGCUGACAUCCAAAACUACAUUGAAAAUGAAAUACUAGGCGACAAUGGUACAAGUCUCUCGGACAUCUGCUUCAAGCCGCUGGCCCCUGUCAACGAGAACUGCACCAUCCAGUCUGUGCUGAACUACUUCCAGAACAACCCCAGCAACCUGGACAUCGAGGAUGUUGAUGCGUUAGGUUAUAACGUCACUUACCUCAACCAUCUCGACGCCUGCUUCAGGAACCCAGUGAACCCUGAGGAGAGCUCCGUGGGGCUGCCCUGCCUGGGGACGUACGGGGGGCCUGUGUUCCCCUACACCUCCCUGGGGGGCUUCCUGGCCAACCAGUCCACUGAUUUAGGCGUUAACCCCGCGUACCACAACGCUACAGCGCUGGUCAUCACCUUCGUCGUCAACAAUCACCUCAACAAGAGCGAUAACGCUCAGGCGCUCGACUGGGAGAAAGCGUUCCUUGCGUAUGUGCGUAACGUGACCCACCCGCUGGUGAGCAUCUCCUUCUCAGCUGAGCGCUCCAUCCAGGACGAGCUGGAGAGGGAGAGUCAGGGAGACGUGCUCACUGUGCUCGUCUCAUAUGUGCUCAUGUUCACUUACAUCGUCUUCAGUAUCGGACACGUGAGCGGGUGCUCACGGCUGCCAGUGGACAGCAAGGUGACGCUGGGGCUGUGUGGGGUGCUCAUUGUGCUCACCUCUGUCACCGCCUCCGUCGGGGUCUAUGCGCUCAUUGGGGUGCCUGCUACGCUCAUUAUUAUUGAGGUGAUCCCGUUCCUAGUUCUGGCUGUAGGAGUGGACAACAUGUUCCUGCUGGUGAGCGGACUCCAGCGGGCCGAGAAGCUCCCCACCGAGACCGGACCUGAGCAGUUGGGGCGCGUCUUGGGGCAGGUCGCCCCCUCCCUCCUCAUCUCUACAGGGUCUGAAGCUGCCUGCUUCUUCCUGGGCGCCCUCUCGCCGAUGCCGGCAGUGCGGGCGUUCGCGCUGUACGCGGGGCUGGCGCUCACCGUGGACUUCCUGCUGCAGAUCACCUGCUUCCUGGCCGUGCUGUCCCUCGACCACGCACGGCAGGAGGAUAACCGCGUGGACGUGCUGUGCUGUGUGAAGAUGAAGGCCCCGGCCUCCCCUGGUAGGAAGGAAGGCCUGCUGGUGCGCUACAUGCGCGACUGUCAUGGCCCGCUGUUGGCCAAACGUCCCGUCAAGGCCUUCGUCAUCAUCGUCUUUGCCUUCUGGAGCCUCACGAGCAUGCCCUUCAUCAGCAGUGUCCAGGUUGGAUUAGACCAAGAGCUGUCGAUGCCACAAGACUCUUACUUGAUGGAAUACUUCCACGACCUCGGCACGUACCUGAGCGUAGGCCCUCCUGUGUACUUCGUACUCAAGCCUGGCCUGGACUUCAGCCAAAGUCUGGAGCAGCAGAACAAAGUCUGCGGCAGCGCUGACUGCGGCCGAGACUCACUAGUGAUGCAGCUCUACAUGGCCUCUCGUGUCGCCAACAGAAGCAGCAUAGCACGGCCUGCUUCGUCGUGGAUAGACGACUACAUGUCGUGGUCGGUGUUCAACAUGGGCGAGAAUGACGUGGACGUGCCGUGCUGCCGUAUACACGACGAUGGCUCCUUCUGCCCUUCGUCUGACGAUACGUCAGACUGCCAGAACUGUCUCAUUGAAAUCUCUGACGACGGUUUACGCCCAACACCGGACAGUUUCAACACAUACCUGCCAUUCUUCCUAGAGGACAUUCCCUCCGCGUCGUGCCCCAAGGCGGGGCAUGCGGCCUAUGGCAACGCCGUCAACGUCAUUCCUGCCACCAAUGCCACUCAACCCAGCGUGGGUGCGAGUUACUUCAUGACAUACCACACAAUUCUACGCACAUCACGCGACUACUACAAAGCUCUGGAACACGCACGAGAGAUCGCCGACAACAUCACCAAAGAAAUCAACCUCAACCGUCCUAUGAACUCUAGUACCGUAGAAGUGUUCCCGUACAGCGUGUUCUACGUCUACUACGAACAAUACCUCACAGUGUUCCAAGAAGCCGCGUCAUCAGUGUUCAUAUGUGUAGCUACAGUGUUCCUAGUCAUGCUAGUGUUCAGUGGGUUUGAUUUUUAUUCAUCGAUGAUAGUGGCAGUUGGAUUGAUUGUGUUGCUCAUCAACAUGGCGGGCUGCACGUACUGGUUCGGAGUGUCUCUCAACGCUGUGUCCCUCGUCAACAUUAUUAUGUCGGUGGGCAUCUUCGUGGAGUUCCUGAGUCAUCUCGUGUUCGCCUUCGCCCAGGUUGACCAUCCGGACCCCAACCACAGGAUGGUUGUAGCUCUGGCCGAGACCGGCUCUUCGGUUCUGUCUGGCAUUACACUCACAAAAAUCGUGGGCGUAAGUGUGCUGGCGUUCGCUCGGUCGCAGAUCUUCCAAGUGUUCUACUUCCGCAUGUACGUGUUCAUCAUCGCACUGGGGGCCGCACACGGGCUCGUCUGGAUGCCUGUGUUGCUCUCUAUACUCGGCAAACGUAUCCCAGCCAGCAGCCAGCAUGCGAACGCUCACGGCUUCGUACGCAUCAGCGAGAGCUUCUACAGUCCUGCUACUGUACACGAACAAGUCAACGCUAGUGCUGCUAGUUACCAACGCCCGGCUACUAGUGACACUAACAUCCGUACUAGUGACGCUGGUGUUAGUGCUAGUGACGCUGGUGCCCACACUAGUGACGCCGGUGUAGUUAAUGGUGACGCUGGUGUCCAUGCUAGUGACGCUGACGUUCCUGCUAGUGUUUACGAUGCUAGUGAGGCUAGUGUUCCCGCUGUCACUAGUGACAAAGUGCGUCUAGUUGGUGACCAGGAAAGCGAUGCUAUUGUGCGCGACCGUGGCGUCAAUUAUGGCACCAAUGCAGGAGUGGAUGACUUGCUCUGAAGUUAUUCUUAAAUUCAUAGUUAAUGUCAUGAAUAUAUGAAGAAUAUACGUAUAUACCUGAUUUCGAAUAUAUGUAUACUUGACAACUCAACAGUUUAUAUUUAACGUCAUGAAUAUAUGCCGUAUAUACGUAUACCUGAUGCCGAAUAUGUAGGUAUACCUGACGACCAAACAGAGUUAUCCGAUCAACUGCAACGCAUAAUCAAUGUUACAGCCUCAAUAGUGUAACCGCUCCGUAUGGAAAAUGCAAUAAAACGUUGUAAAAUUUUCCUAUGCUUGAUGAAUUUUAAUGAAUAAAGUUGUAUUUUAAAUUACCGGUAAGCCUACUGAUGUCAUUUGUUGGAUGUUGUGAUAAGCAAAACGUAUACGUCUGUUGUGUGUGCAUGGAUAUAUUCAAUACUAUACGUCUGUCGUGUGUAGGAAUAUACCUAUUCAAUAAUAUACGUCUGCUGUGUGUGUAUGGAUACAUUUACUAAGUUUCUGAACUGUGCGGUAGAACGGAUUUCUUCACCUUAUAUUGUGCAGCGAAUGCGUGGGUUUGUCUUGAAUAUCAUUUGUGACGUAUUUAGUUUUAGUUCUUUUAUUUGCAUUGCAAACGGUAAUAUUUAUUACCUAACCGAAGUGAGAGUAUAACCCUGCACCCUAUAUUACCUAUAUAAGUGCAAGACUCCAUUUAUCUCCUAAGCUCCAUCAGAAUCUCUAGAGGCUAGACGCCUCCUACUGGGCAUCUAUGAUAACUUUGUCGUUCGUGUUUCUUUUCAUUAUAUUGAACGAGUAUUUAUAUUAUAUUAGUUUACCUAUCCCUCCAUUUCGCAGUAUUCGAGAUCUGUUUCAGUUCCGUCAGUUCCUCUGUUGUCGAACCUGUCGCAUUCAUGUCAAAUAUUGUUCACUCGAUGCCGUCUGUAAAUAUUUUGUAACUUUCAUUCGUUGUUCAUCGUCAGCAUGUACCGUGCUGCAUGCUGACCGUCUCGGUACACGGUACAUCGUCAGCAUGUACCGUGCUGCGUGCUGACAACUCGGUACACGGUGCAUCGUCAGCAUGUACCGUGUUGGUUUCGGCAGCCUUGCUUAUCGGCCGUGAUCUUACAAUCGUUCAUGCUAAUAUGGAUUAGUUUAUUGAUAUAUUUUCUCUCUUAACUUGAGAAAAAUAUAUAUCACCUC
Molecule: messenger RNA, 5374 nt
Organism: Hyalella azteca
Lineage: Eukaryota; Metazoa; Arthropoda; Malacostraca; Amphipoda; Hyalellidae
Product: NPC intracellular cholesterol transporter 1
Exons: 24
Coding region: 56-4213 (1385 amino acids)
Cellular component (GO): membrane
Molecular function (GO): lipid carrier activity
Source: RefSeq, a predicted model, not a curated record